AUUAUAGUAUUAUUAUUAAGAUUAUUAUUAUUAGUAGUAGUAUAAGUAGUAUCCACAUUAUCUAAGUUAGUAUAAAGUAAGAUACUGUAUGUGGCCCAUGUUACAUACUCCGGUACAAUAGGUGGCGGUAUGCACCUUUUAAAGUCAUGGUUGCAACCCGCCAUUAAACUAAAAGAAGAAGAAGAAGAGGGUAGUUGAGGACUUAGGGAACAGUAUUUCCGACAACAGAUGGAUACCAUGAACGCAACUGUUUAUGACGACACAGGAAGUGAUCGCGUUAGGCUAGCUGUUUGAGCUAGCAGUUUGCUUCUAACUGGUGGUAGGUAACCACGUUCAAGUCUUUGGUAAGUUGUUGUUCGUGUAUUUUGGUUAAUUUAGACACUUUUGGAAGUUUGUCCCUCAGCGAGUGCGCCAACAAACAAUUCGACGCUAUCGGCUAACAGUAGCUAAACCUGUGUAAAUAUUUGGUUGAUUGGCUCCAGAUGGAUUCUCCUCGGCAAUCUAACCGGUCCAGCCAAAAACGAGAAGUAAAGGUCAGCCAAAGUGAGUCCAAAACUCCUCGUCGUAAAGAUGCCUAUGCCAGGCUUCUGAGCCAGCACCGCAGCUGCACUUUCACCAAAUUCCUGGAGCAGUAUGCCCAGGAGUCUCUCCCAAGGGAAGACAAUGGGCCGGGUGUACCGCUUAAAGCUCAGGGUGACAGGUUGAACAUGCACCAACAAAAAGUGGACCCAGUACCAAAUAUUUCAUCUGAUUCCAGUGACUUUUCCCCCUCUUCCUGGAAAGACAAAGGAGACGAGAGCUCCCUGUCUUUGUAUAUGAUGAAAUUAAGCAUUCACAAUGCACAGCAAGAUGGUGAAAGGAAACCGGGUGUGUCUGAGAAGCAGCGAAAGACACAGAGAAGGGAUACCGCCACCAGCCAAGAUGGAGACAUUGAGUCCGGUGAGGAGCUCAGUGUUUUAGGACCAAAUGACACCAAGAAGCACCAGCGUCAGCGGAAGAAAACCAAAGACUCCAACAAGGACAUCUCAAAGGAUGGCGGCCUGUUGGUGGAGUACAAAUCCUGCUCAAACAAACCUGAGCAAGAGGACACAAAGAAGGCAAAAAAAAAUAAUCUAUCCAAGCAGCCGGACGAUAAGAUAAAAGAUUCGAUAACAAAAUGUGGAGGCGACUGUCACAAGCCAAGACCUAAGUCCCCUCAUGAUAAAAACAAACAGCAAGCGCCCACAGCGUCCAGUGUCAACUCGACUGCAGAGAAGAAUAAGAACAGAGGAGGCAGGGGGUCGAGGAAACAAGUGUUUGAACCGUAUAUGACCUCUGAGGACGUUUCUCACGGCCUUAAACGGGGAGAACUUAUUCAGGGACAACUGCGAAUCAACCCCAAGAAGUACCAUGAAGCGUUCAUCCCAUCCCCUGAUGACACUCGAGAUAUCUUUUUGGAUGGGAUUAUAGCUCGUAACAGGGCACUGAAUGGAGACAUAGUUGUGGUGCAAGUCUUACCACGGGAGCAAUGGAAGGUUGUGAGGUCGGACACUGACUGUGAAGGAGCCAGUGAGCCAGAGACCCAGAAGGCACGUGUGCUACAAACUACACAGAAUAAGAUGGAGCAAAAGCCACACGUGUCUGUGGAAGAACAGCAUAGCGACCCGGAUGAACUUGCAUGCAAAGGCCCACUGAGAAACACCUUAACACCACAGUCCAAUGGGGAAAUGCUCCAGAUGACUGCUAAAGUGGUGUACAUUGUUGAAAAGAAGCACUCAAGGGCUGUGACAGGCGCCCUAAAAUUUCUGCCCGACAAACCUUUUGCCAUGUUCUCCCCCGUGGACCACCGCGUGCCAAGGAUUAAUGUUCCCCUAACUGACUGCCCAGAGGACUUUAGCUCCCGCCCGGGGGAUUACGCCAACACCCUGUUCAUCUGCCGUAUCACCAACUGGCCAUCUGACAAUAACUUUGCAGAAGGCCGACUGGCCAAGACGUUGGGUCAAGCUGGAGAAAUCGAGCCGGAAACCGAAGGUAUUCUGGUAGAGUAUGACGUCGAUUUUUCGGAGUUCUCAGAUGAAGUGUUAGACUGCUUGCCCAAGAAUGUGCCGUGGAUCAUCCCACCUGAGGAGAUGACCAAGAGAAGAGACCUAAGGAAGGAGUGCAUCUUCACAAUUGACCCAGCGACUGCCAGAGACCUGGAUGAUGCCUUGUCUUGUAAACAGCUGCCAGAUGGCAACUAUGAGGUGGGAGUCCACAUUGCCGAUGUCAGUUAUUUUGUCGAGGAGGGCAACGCUUUGGAUACCAUUGCUAGCCAGCGAGCCACAAGUGUGUACCUUGUUCAAAAAGUGAUCCCUAUGUUACCUAGGCUGCUUUGUGAGGAGCUCUGCAGUCUGAACCCUCUCACUGACAGGCUCACCUUCUCUGUCAUUUGGAAAAUCUCACCAGAAGGAAAGAUCCUGAGUGAGUGGUUUGGCCGCUCUGUGAUUCGCUCCUGUGUCAAAUUGAGUUACGACCACGCUCAGAGCAUGAUCGAGGCCCCCGAGAAGAUGUUUGCGGCAGAAGAGCUGCCACCUGUGGACCCCGAGCACCCCAUUGAUGAGAUCCACCAAGCUGUGCUGAACCUACACUACAUUGCCAAAAACCUGAGAGCCCAGCGUUUCUAUGGUGGAGCGCUCCGACUGGAUCAGCUGAAACUGUCUUUCACUUUGGACAAAGAGACCAUGAUGCCUCAAGGCUGCUACAUUUACCAGUACCGGGACAGUAACAAGUUGGUUGAGGAGUUCAUGCUUCUGGCUAACAUCGCCACAGCCAACCAUAUUUACAAACGCUUCCCUGAGCUGGCAUUGCUCAGACGCCACCCUCCACCCAAGGCUAAGAUGGUGGAUGAGCUGCAGGAGCUGUGUGACCAGCUGGGCAUCGACAUUGACCUUUCAUCCGCUGGUGCAUUGCAUAAGAGUCUACUUGCCACACUUGGCAUUGAUGAAUAUUCUACUGCUAGGAAGGAAGUCCUCACCCAUAUGUGCUCCAGACCCAUGCAGAUGGCGCUGUACUUUUGUACAGGUGUACUCCACGACGAGAAGCUUUUUAAGCAUUACGCCCUGAACGUUCCUCUGUACACUCACUUCACGUCACCCAUCCGACGCUACGCCGACAUCAUCGUGCACCGACUUCUGGCGUCUUCGCUGAAGUGUGGUCCUAAGUUAGGACUGUCGACAGAGGGAGUCCAAAAACAGGCGUUGCGCUGCAAUGAAAAGAAGACUGCAUCCAAAAGAGUUCAAGAGCUCAGCUCUGAGCUGUUCUUUGGAGUAUUUGUGAAGGACUGUGGCCCCCUGGACUCUGAAGCUAUGGUGAUGGGCGUGUUGGAUCAGUCCUUUGAUGUGCUGGUUCUUCGCUACGGGGUGCAGAAACGCAUCUACUGCAAGUCUGUUGCCGGCCUGGCCUCUUUCCAGCAUCGCAAGGUAGGGAAAAAAUCAGAGCUGACUCUCCUGUGGACGCCAGAGGACCUACAGGGAACCCCAGUAGAGCAGGUCAUUUCCAUCUUCACACUGGUGGAGGUGCAGCUCAAAGCAGACAGCGUGCCCAUGAAAUACAGCGCAGUGCUCAAGAGGCCCAGUGCAAACACAUCUUAAAUACUUCCCUGCGCUCUGUAACUGCCGGACACGUACAGUAAGCAGCGUUACUCGGUUUUACGCAUGGACAUCACCAUUAGCGCCAAACCACUUGUACGUAGUCUAACAUGGUGUGACUUGAAUUAAUUUACUUGGGAAUCGUGGUAUCACUCUGAAGUAGUCGGUAAUAGCUUUUAGCCUCAUUUACUCUGUGCAGGAAUUGUUCUAAUUAUGAAUUUUGAACAAUUUUUUUUUAGUAUUUUUUUUUUUACCACAGUACAUGUACGGUAAGUGGUAUUUAAAAAAAGGGAAUAGAAUGUGAACUCAUUUUAUCAUUUUACUUCAGGCUUAUGCCACAGUUAGCAUUUGCACUUGUCAACUAGUACUUCUUAAUGAUGACGUAAUUGCAGCGUUUUAUGCAGUGAAACACAUAUAUUUCACAAAGUACCGCUUAUGGUUUACAUUUAAGUUCCUAGAAAUGCCAUACCCAAGGCCUAAACGUAGGUCUGGUAUUGCUUACCUUAAUAAGCUGAAUAAUUUAUUCAUCUUUGUCGUUUUUACUACAAGAUUGAUUGACUUGAAUGUAAAUUGCUGCUGAGUUCUUCAUUAAUUGUAUUCUAAUGUGCUUGGAAGCUUCUUUUUUUAAGGACUGAUACUUUUAAACAAGCUUCCCUUUUUGCUUUAACAGUACCUCAGUUGAGUUCAUGCUGAAUUGUGCCAUUUGAUUAGGUUUUUUUCCUGUCUUGAAAGCAUGCAUGGUUUAGUUUGCGUUCCAUUUUGACAUGAGCUUUAAAGGAAAACUGCACUUAAAAAAAAAAAAUUUGCCCACAAAUCUCACGUACAACAUGAACAUGCAUGUCUUUCUCUUUUCUCUGUGUUCUAAAGAUAUAAAACCGGUGAAAAGAGACAGCUCAUUACUGCACGUAAUGGGACACACCUAUGCCGCCUACAAAGACCGCUAUUAAAAUACCUCCAAAAACCUCCAUCAAGGUUUUAUGGUUUUAUAUCCAUGCUGUGCCAAUGUAGUAACAGGUACAUUCAUGAUAACAUGUAAUACUUAGUGUUUUGGUCCUUGUAAGCUUUACCAGAACUUCCUUCCUGAAUGCAUUGAUUUCAUACAGCAAGAUGGAAAUGACCGCUACACCUUGCAUUAGCUUUUCCAAACUCAAAAAUAAAAGCACAGCAGCAACUCUAAUGUGUAGCGUUACCUUUCGGUAGUGGCCUGAGCUCUGUGGCGCGGGGGCGAGUGUGUGGUGAAGCUGGUCGCUAGCCGGCUAGUAGCUAGCCCAAGUGGAGUGGCAAGGUGUCAGUAUGCCAGUAAAGUAGUUCUUAAGUGUAACAAUGUUGCGCGAGCGGCUGCACGGUGGCCUAUUGGCGAGCUUGUUGGACACACAGUCAGGAGAUUGGGAAGAUCUGGGUUGGAAUCUCCGUUGCGCAUCUCUGUGUGGUGUUUGCAUGUUCCCCCUGUGCAUGCGUGGGUUUUCUCCCUCAUUCCAAAAACAUGCAUGUUAGGUUAAUUGGAGACUCUAAAUUUUCCAUAGGUAUGAAUGUGAGAGUCUUUAUGUGCCCUGAUUGACUGGCGACCAGUCCAGGGUGUACCCCGCCUCUCGCCCGAAGUCAGCUGGGAUAGGCUCCAGCAGACCCUAGUGAGGAUAAGAGGCAUAGAAGAUGGAUGGAUGUUGCGCUAGCUUGGUUAAUAGGCACAUCACAUUAUAUGUAAAUGGAAUGUUGUUGGUGCUUUUAGGAGUUUUUUCAGAAGGCCUUAUAGGAGGAAUAGGUUUUUCCCAUUACGUGCAUUCUUAGCUGCAUCUUUUUAGCUGUUUUUGUAUCUUCAGAACGCACGGAAAAGAGAAAGACGUGUGUUCAUGUCUCUCGUAAGGAUUGUGCAUGAUGGGCAAAAGUGCAGUUUUCCUUUUAGACAUAUGAAAUACAUUAGUUUUAAUUGCCAAACAAGUGGACUGUUUGUGAUGGGGGUGGGCGUGGGAAUGUGUAUAGAAAAAGUUAUUUUGCAGUGUCAUCGUCAUGUGUAACCUCACUUACUCGACAGGCAAUGGUGUGCCGCAGCCUUUUUUUUGACAUGUUUAUCGGAUGUCAUGACAGAAAGGCAGCAAGAGAGUGCGAGAAAAAGACGACUUUAACCUCUGUCGCUAGAUAAAUAAACCCAUGCAUACUUGAAAAUGUGUUCUGCUGUGUCACUCUU
Messenger RNA from Dunckerocampus dactyliophorus (ringed pipefish), 5787 nucleotides. RefSeq names its product DIS3 like 3'-5' exoribonuclease 2 (gene dis3l2). Gene Ontology annotation, molecular function: 3'-5'-RNA exonuclease activity; RNA binding. The record is from RefSeq and is a predicted model, not a curated record. The coding region runs from base 483 to 3608 and encodes 1041 amino acids. Lineage: Eukaryota; Metazoa; Chordata; Actinopteri; Syngnathiformes; Syngnathidae. Gene Ontology annotation, cellular component: exosome (RNase complex); P-body. The transcript is spliced from 21 exons. Gene Ontology annotation, biological process: miRNA catabolic process.